This is a messenger RNA of Corythoichthys intestinalis (scribbled pipefish), 8006 nucleotides long. RefSeq names its product muscleblind-like protein 1. Bases 757 to 1938 code for a protein of 393 amino acids. Gene Ontology annotation, molecular function: RNA binding; metal ion binding. Gene Ontology annotation, biological process: regulation of RNA splicing. Lineage: Eukaryota; Metazoa; Chordata; Actinopteri; Syngnathiformes; Syngnathidae. The record is from RefSeq and is a predicted model, not a curated record. Gene Ontology annotation, cellular component: nucleus. The transcript is spliced from 11 exons.
GGAGGAGGAGGAAGAGAAAAGGAGGAGGAUGAGGAGGGGGCAGUGACAGAGGAGAGAGGAGUGCCGCCAAGCAAGCAUGAGGUUUUCACUUUCCAUUCUCCUCUCAGCAGCAGUCAGAUGAGAGUCCUUGCGCACAAGAGAAGUGCCUUCUUCCUCUCCUGCCUAUGGCUCUUGGACUCCGCUGAAGCCUGCCACUGUCAUCAGCACUGCUUCGCAGGGCCGCCGACACCAUCCAGUACGUCACUGAUUCGCUAAAGUUGGGCCCCUCCUUCCCUGCCUUUAUCUCUCCUGUGCAAAUAAAGCCUGAUGUUGAGAACAAACAGAUCCAAUCAGAUGUUGUGAGCGGGAAGGAGAUUGUCGCUCUCAUCUUCUCCACCACACCCUUCUCCUCCUCCUUCUUCCCCAGAGCCCUGCUUCUUCCCAUCAUGGGCCGACGCGAUCAAUAAUGUUUUACCAUCCUCUCAUCUGACAGUUGAGAAGAGAAGCGAGCCAGCAGGGAAGUAUCUGACCGCGAAAGGCUUCCUAUUUGAGGGAAACAGGCCCUGAGGAUGAGCUACAGGUGGUAGAGCCUAAGGAAGCCACCCUUGGCUGAAAUCCAAACAAAAACCUUUCAAGCCCACCUUCUCCCAUGUCAUUGACUUAUACAUCCUCAUUAGCUUUACACAGGCGCACUCAUAAUUGCAUUUGCUGGAGAUACAUUAUUCCUCAUCAGCCCUCUUCGGCUGCUUCGGUUACUGCUGUCCCUCCUGCUUCAAAAUGGCAGUGAACGUGACACCGAUCCGAGACACAAAGUGGUUGACUUUGGAGGUCUGUCGAGAAUUCCAGAGGGGUACGUGCUCACGGCCGGACAAUGAGUGCAAGUUCGCCCACCCCGCCAAGAGCUGCCAAGUGGAAAACGGCCGAGUCAUCGCCUGUUUUGACUCGCUCAAGGGCCGCUGUUCAAGGGAGAAUUGCAAGUACCUUCACCCCCCUCCCCAUCUGAAGACCCAACUGGAGAUCAACGGAAGGAACAACCUCAUUCAGCAGAAGAACAUGGCCAUGUUAGCCCAGCAGAUGCAGAUCGCAAAUGCCAUGAUGCCUGGCACUCAGCUGCAACCCGUGCCCAUGUUCUCAGUCUCGUCCGGUCUGGCAACCAACGGCAACGGUGGCGCGGCUGCGGCGUUUAACCCUUACCUCGGCCCGGUUUCGCCCGGCCUGAUGCCCGCCGAGAUUCUGCCCAGCGCUCCGGUACUGCUCACCAGCAACACCACUGUCCCUGUCCCAGUCACCACAGCGGCGCAGAAACUGAUGAGGACGGAUAGACUGGAGGUCUGUCGGGAAUACCAGAGGGGCAACUGCACCCGUGGCGAGAACGACUGUCGCUUCGCACAUCCGUCCGACAGCACCAUGAUAGACACCAACGAUAACACAGUCACAGUGUGCAUGGACUACAUCAAGGGCCGCUGCUCUCGGGAGAAGUGCAAGUACUUCCACCCGCCAGCUCACCUACAGGCCAAAAUCAAAGCGGCCCAACAUCAAGUUAACCAGGCAGCGGCCGCUGCGGCCAUGACUCAGUCAGCUGUCAAAUCACCGAAGCGGCCCUUCGACCCAGCUUUUGACCUGGGGCUCCCUCCCGUCCUGCCCCCUUUACCAAAGAGACCCGCACUUGAAAAAGCCAACGGUGCCACCACAAUGUUCAACACCGGUGUAUUCCAGUACCAACAGGCCCUAGCCAACAUGCAAUUCCAGCAGCAGGCUGCCUUCAUCCCGUCGGGCUCGAUAUUGUGCAUGACGCCUGCAACAAGUGUUGUACCCAUGAUGCACGGUGCUACUCCAGCCACUGUGUCUGCAGCCACCACAUCUGCCACAAGUGUUCCCUUUGCAACCGCCUCUGCCAAUCAGAUUCCGAUAAUAUCUGCGGAUCACCUGAAUAGUCACAAAUACGUGACCCAGAUGUAGAAGCCUCAAUCACUGCAGUGGAACUGGAGAACAAAGACCAGCGAUUCAGCAGGCAACCGAGAGAAUUUGCGGAGUUUUCUCCAGGCAUUUCACGCACACCACAUCCAUUACAAGAGCACCUUCUUCCUCCUCUUAGUGAAGGGAAAGGCGCGUUUACCUUUAUUCACCGGGCACACUUUGAAUGUGAAGCAAAUAAGACGAUGUGCUGUGUCCAUCGAGGUGGUGGAGGAAUCGUGUUGUCUUUUGUACGUUUGUUCAUUAGUUGUCUUUCAUAUGUUUACAGAAAGGUGCACCUUAUAUUUCAGUUGAAGGAGAUGAAAAAUCAGACUGUUUCUCUGAGGUUUUAUGUUACUAUAAACCAACUUAAAAGGCCAUAAUUGUGCUAUUAUGCCAAUGGUACUGUGUCAAGCAAAGCAAUCGGCUUUCCCUUUAAGGUUUCAAGACUCGCCUUUUGUCCAUCAUCACGAGCCAUCAUUGCGAAUACAAAAUCCUUCAAUCUUAGAUGAAAAGUUCAACAAAGAUGUAGAAUUAGUGUCCAGUUGCCAUGACAACUGCUGGCGGUCAUGUAAUUUGUUGUAAGUUUUUUGUUUUGACAAGUUUUCAGUGUAGAUGUGGUGUUGAAAAGUAUUUGUUUUUCCAACAUUUUGGAUUUUUAGCCAAAGUUUUUAUAUGUUGCUGUUUUAGUGGGUUGACGUACACGGGAUACACACAUAUCAACAACCAAAACUAAUGUUUGCUUUUUCCCUGCUCAAAAGUUAGUAAUGGCCAAUCAGCUGAUGUACAGUGGUAUGAAAACGUAUCUGAACCUUUUGGAAUUUCUCUCAUUUCUGCAUAAAAUCACCAUCAAAUAUGAUCUGAUCUUUGUCAAACUCACACAGAUGUAAAAACAGUGUCUGCUUUAACUACAACCACCCAAACAUUUAUAGGUUUUCACAUUUUAAUGAGGAUAACUUGUAAACAAUGACAGAAGGGGGGAAAAAUAAGUAAGUGAACCCUCUGCGAACUCUGUUGGGCAACACGGACUUUCAACUCCCUCCGCAGAUUUUCUAUGGGGUUGAGCUCUGGAGACUGGCUAGGCCACUCCAGGACCUUGAAAUGAUUCUUACGAAGCCACUCCUUUGUUGCCCUGGCUGUAUGUUUGGGAUCAUUGUCAUGCUGAAAGACCCAGCCACGUCUCAUCUUCAAUGCCCUUGCUGAUGGAAGGAGAUUUUCAUUCAGAAUCUCUCGAUACAUGGCCCCAUUCAUUCUUUCAUUUACACAGAUCAGUCAUCCUGGUCCCUUUGCAGAAAAACAGCCCCAAAGCAUGAUGUUUCUGCCCCCCAUGCUUCACAGUGGGUAUGGUGUUCUUCGGAUGCAAUUCAGUAUUCUUUCUCCUCCAAACACGAGACCCUGUGUUUCUACCAAAAAGUUGUAUUUUGGUUUCAUCUGACCAUAACACAUUCUCCCAGUCCUCUUCUGGAUCAUCCAAAUGCUCUCUAGCGAACGGCAGACAGGCCUGGACGUGUACUUUCUUCAGCAGGGGGACACGUCUGGCAGUGCAGGAUUUAAGUCCCUGGCGGCGCAUCGUGUUACUGAUAGUAGUCUUUGUUACUUUGGUCCCAGCUCUCUGUAGGUCAUUCACUGGGUCCCCCCGUGUGGUUCUGGGAUUUUUGCUCACCGUUCUUCUAAUCAUUUUGACGCCACGGGGCCAGAUCUUGCAUGGAGCCCCAGAUCAAGGGAGAUUAUCAGUGGUCUUGUAUGUCUUUCAUUUUCUAAUAACUGCUCCCACAGUUGAUUUCUUUACAACAAGCGUUUUACCUAUUGCAGAUUCAGUCUUCCCAGCCUGGUGCAGGUCUACAAUUUUGUCUCUGGUGUCCUUCGACAGCUCUUUGGUGUUUAUUUUCCACUCUAAUUUGGAAAUAAAUUCUUUAAUAAUCAAACAAUGUGAUUUUCUGUUUUUUUUUCCACAUUGUGUCUCUCAUGGUUGAGGUUUACCCAUGUUGACAAUUACAGGCCUCUCUAAUCUUUUCAAGUAGGAGAUCUUGCACAAUUGGUGGUUGACUAAAUAAUUAUUUGCCACUGUAUAUGUAAAAUUAUGGCCAAGAAUGGUGUUCAUGGGAGGACUCCACAGAGGAAACCACUGCUGGCUGUCUAAAAAAACAUUGUUGCUUGUUUGCUGUUCACAAAAAGGCACUUGGACACUCCACAUAAGUUUUGUCUAAAUAUUUUGUGGACUGAUGAAACCAAAGUGGAAAUGUUGGGCGUGACACACAACGUCAUGUGUGGAGGAAAAAUGGAACAGCUCAUCAACAUCAACACCUCAUUCCCACCGUGAAGCAGGGUGGAGGGGGCAUCAUGAUUUGGGGCUGUUUUGCCGCCUCAGGGCCUGGACAACUUGCAGUCAUUAAUAGAAGAAUACAUUUAAAAGUUUAUCAUGAUGUUUUGCAGGAAAACCUAAGGCCGUAUCUCAGACAGUUGAAGCUAAAAAUGGUAAAUGGUGUUAUACUUAUAUAGCGCUUUUCCACCUUAGAGGUUGGAUGCUGCAACAAGACAAUGAUCCAAAACAUAAAAGUAAAUCAACUUCAGAAUGGUUUCAGAAAAACAAAAUACACGUUCUGUAGUGGUCAAGUCAAAGUCCAGACUUGAACCCCAUUGAGAUGCUGUGGCAUGACGUAAAGACAGCGAUUCAUGCCAGACAUCCCAGGAAUCUGACUGAACUACAGCAGUUUUGUGGAGAAGAAUGGGCCAAGAUUAGUCCAGAUUAGCCAGACUGAUCUGCAGCUACAGGAACCGUCUGAAGUUAUUGCUGCCAAAGGUGGGGGCCCAAAAUAUUAAAUUUGAUGGUUCACUUACUUAUUUUUCCCCCUUAUGUCAUUGUUUGCAUUCUAUCCUCAUUAAAAUAUGAAAACCGAUAAAUAUUUGUGUGGUUUCAGUUAAAGCAGACACUGUCUUUUCAUCUGUGUGAUUUUGACAAAAAUCACAUCACAUUUGAUGGUGAUUUUAUGCAGAAAUAUGAGAAAUUCCAGAAGGUUCAGAUAGCCUACUUUUUCAUACCACUGUAUUUCAAAGAUUACCCUAAAGAUCUUCCGGUUGGAAGAUGGCAAUGGCUGACAAUCGCACACGCUAAAAUUAAAUAAUUAAAAUGGACAGUCAUUCUGUAAGUGUAUUUGUGUGUGGCCAGCAGCGUUUUGGCCGAUCCAUCGACUCUGUGGCAACAGCCAAUGAGGGAGCAUCUAACUCUGUUGAGUUCUUGUCUCAAGUUUUAUUCAAGGCACUAAAAAUGACACAUUGAAGUUUGAAAUCGCAGUUUAGUUACCAGACAAACUGACAUUAAGCCGAGAAUUUUUCAUUUCUACGUAUUUUUGCACCAACAUGCAGUCUGUCACAGGUCAUUCGCUGUACUACCACUCCUGGUAAUUCAUUUGGGCAAAAAGAAAAAAAAAAACAAAAAAAACUCAAGAUUGUCGUGAGAUUCCGUAUUUCAUAGUGUGUGGUGUGAUUUGUUGGUAAUCUUGAGUUCUUUCUUAUAAUGAGUAGAAAAUGGAUAUGUGUGUAACCCGAAUAAAUCUCGUUUUAAUUAAUCGGUUCACUAGUUGGUAGUUCAUGGACGAUAGCGCAUUGAAAGUGACAAAAUAACAAACACAGGUUAUGAUUGUAUCCCUCAUCUAAAGCCUUAGACUGAACCAUCGGGUCAGCAUAAUGCACCAUGCCAUUCGGAAGCCUGAUCCGUGCCAUGCCAAUAUACAUUUUAAUUCUCUUGAGUUCUAUUUAUCGGUAUUGUAAGGUGUGUUUGAAUGUAUUUGCAUUUUCACUAAUUCCCCCCUGAAAUUAUGUGUAUGUUUUGAUUUUAGAUGGUAUUGUUAGUAUUUUUUAUGUUAUGCAUAUAGACAAUAUGCAUAUUAGUGUUCAAUCCUCUAAUCUCUUGUGUUCAAUGAGCAAAGACAUUUCCUAUGAGUACCUAACAGUCAUAAUAGAACGGAGAGGCCGAGUUGUCGCCACUGCGAUUGUCGCCGGCGACAACUGUUUAGUAUUUUAAUGAUUGUAAGGUUUGUAACUCGUCAUUUAAUUUAAAAAUAUAUAUUAAAAAAAAUAUUGUUCUUGGGUGUUUUAGAUAUGUUAUUUUCUACUGUAUCCAUUUCAGUUAAUAAUAUCUAUUGUUUGGAUAUUUUUACUCUCCUUGGAAAUUGGGCCAUUUUGGGAAAACAAGCUGCACUUUUUUUUUUUUCCUCAGUGGGUGUCCCGUGACAGGAAGUCCUCGCUCACUCAGCCAAUUGCAAACAAAAUGGAGGAGGGCGGGGAGAGCUCCCAAGGUGAUAAAGGUUGAAUUUUUGCACUUCUGUACAUAGUCAAAAAAGAGAGAAAACAUGUAUAUUGAGAUCUUAUUUUGAAUAAAAAAAAAAUGUCUAUCGUGACAGAGAGUUUUGUUAGGAUAAUCACAAAAAAAAAAAGGCUGCUUGCAUCCAAUGGGCGCUGAGUUGUCAUUCUCUAACCCGCCCCUUUCAGUAACAGCCAAUGUCGUUUUUUUUUUUUUUUUUUUCUUAAUUAGGCAGCAGCUUGUAGUUUGCCCGGUAACCGUCCUGAGGAAGAGAGGGGGUAGGGGGUCCACUACCCCCCUGCACUGUUAGGCCUUCGUGGGGAGGCCCAAACAUCAUAACACACACCGUCUCUUUAACUGGGAGACAAAUGCAUGUUAAAGAUAUUAACACAUUCAAUAAAAAAAACAGACAAAAAAAAUAAAAAACACAGUACUAAGACUUAAGAAAACAUGUUACAAAGAAAGAUGUAUUUACAAUAUUCGUACACAAUUCAUAUGUAACGGAAUAAGAUAUUUAUAUGGAAAAAAAUAUAGAAUAGUGACUUAUUUAAAAAAUGGAAAAAAUAAUCCCAAGACUACAGUAUAGUCACCACUUGGAGAGACGUGCAGCACAUAGCUCUCAAUAUGUUCUUCUGUUAAUGUAAGCUGUGCUUCUAUAGAAGAUGAACCCGACCGACAACAGCAACAUUUUUGUAAUUUGGUCACCUGACCAUAUCAUUUCUCAACUGCGACAAGCAUGCAUGCGUAUAAGAAUUUAUUUGUUUUUUGUUUGUUUGCUUUGUUUUUUCUGCUCGUAGUGCUAAUAUGAUGUAUUCUGUCCUCUGCUGCUGUUUGGUUCUGCUUGUUUGACUGCGGCGUGCCCCCUCAGCACCCUCCAUCCCUAUGUGUCAGUCAAGAGAUGAAAAGCUAGAAUAAAGCCAUAAAAUGUUUAAUAUGAAUGGAGGUGGUAUGAAGCUCACACAUUUGUUUUCCAAGGGGGCGGCAUUGCUAUAUUUGAUUCUCGCUGUUAUGGCUUUUAAAAAAAUGUAAUAAAAAUACAAAGCAACUGCAGACAUGAUUUGAAUUGUGUGUUUGUGUAAGGAUGUAGUGUGAAGUAGAGUCAUUGAUUGUUAUUCAUCGAUUAGCCCUGCUUUAGAAAAAGCAGUGCCUUUCCCUUUAAGGAUCCGUUAAGAGCGUAAGGAUGUGACACACCGUUCAACCACAAGAUGGCGCUGCCAAUUUGUCAGGUUAGGCUUGCUCCACCUGAGCCAGUUUCUGCAAAUACACACUGGACGACAUGAAUUUCAAUGUACUGUAUUCAAUCACAAUAAAUGUUCUGUCACAGAGUUAUAUCUAUGUUUAGACAUUAUUUUUUGAUAUUGCAGUGUAAAGUUACGUUGUCUCACACUUAAAUACAGUAUUUUUUCUAUAUAAGAGAAGGGGAAAUUAGUAAAAGCAUAAGGUAUAAACAUGACUGUUUUCGCUAUCACAUGUAUUAAUUCAUAUAAUGGCCACUUUGUUUCCUAACUGUCUGAUAUCACAUGGGUUGAUUGCUGCCCAUCUCACGAGUAAACCCAUUUAACAAUUCAUUUGAGAUGCACCAUCCUGAGUCGUCACCCGAGUAAUUUUCUGUUGGGUGUGCCUCUAUCUACAGUACUAAGUAGCCUACAUAUUUUCAGAAAGUACACAUGGGAGAGUGAAGCGAGAACAGCAGAAUUUCUAUUCACAGGAGCGUUAUUGAUCCAGACUGUGAAGCCAACCCUCUAACGAACACCAGCGACAAGCGGCCUGUUAU